AGGCACAACAGAUUGUUCACCACUACAAUCAUCUAAAGCCUAAAGAUUUAAGCUUAAACGAUAAUGAUAGCCACCAAUGUACAGAUUCAGGCACAGGUCUGUCUAUAUCUCACAAUGAUCCUCAUGACAAGUCAGACUCUGGCCUUUGUGCAUUUUCAGUCAACGUCAAAGACGCACCAGGACAUAACUCGUGAUGCAAUUCUACAGACAACAGCUGAUAUCUGCAAAUUCCUAACAGACCUGAGGGGACAAAAAUUUAAUCUGGCAGAAUUGACUGUAAAGUCAGUAGCAGACGCUUGUUCCUCUUCUGAUUCAGGCAAAGAUUUUCAAAUCAGCAUCGAUAAGAUAAAUAGUCACAAUGCCCAGGUCGAUGUUGACCAAGAAUUUAGUCCACAGUACCAUUUUGAUAGCGAGUCAUUUCAGUCUGGACGGGAUCUUAUUACUAAAGGAAUUUAUGCCGUCAAACAAAGUGUGGAGCAGCAGAGCUAUGAAACUGCCAGGACGGAACUUGGUAAAAUCUUACACACUUUGCAGGAUUUCUACAGUCAUAGUAACUGGAUUGAACUGGGAAAGACAGAACCUUAUUCCAACCUGAUUAAACCUGACACCCCAAUUAACAACAUAGCAGAUUCAGAAACAUGCAGAAAUUGCAAUAGUGAUGUCUGCACAGGAAACAUCCUGGAUAAGGUCAUUGCACAGCAAAAACUAACAUCAGGGUACUCUGGAAUUUUUAAACCAAAAGGAAAGUGCAGCCAUGGAGGAACGUCUGAUUUAACAACUUGGGGGCAAGGUGGCAUAAAUAAGGAUGAAUUAACAUCCAGUCAUGGUCAUCUACAUGAAGCAGCAGCAUCAGUGGCCACUGCUGCAAGCAAAGAACUACUGCAAGAUAUUCGAGCAACAGUUGGAGAUUCUAAAUUUCUUAGACUGAUGGGACUCAGCCAAGCAUUAGUGUUGUGUUUUGUUAUUGACACUACUGGCAGCAUGUCUAAUGACAUUGCCACGGUCAGAUUCAACACUUCAUCCAUCAUUCACAGUAGGAUAGGCACUGCAGCUGAACCUUCAGAAUACAUCCUGGUGCCAUUUAAUGACCCUGGUUAUGGGCCACCCAUAAGAACAGCUGAUCCUAAUGUGUUUGAACAACUAAUCUAUAACCUUACAGCUGCUGGUGGCGGAGAUGAACCUGAAAUGUGUCUCUCAGGACUCCUGUUGGCCCUCAUUGUAGCUCCACCCCAGACUGAGAUUUUUGUCUUCACGGAUGCUGGGGCAAAAGACACAUGGUUAAAUAACACUGUCCAAGCACUGAUUGAAAAAACAAAGUCUAAAGUGUCAUUUAUGCUAACUAAUGCCCUUGGCCCUGGACGUCGCAGAAGGAGUGCCAGUGCUAUAGAUGGCAAACAGCAAGUCUCCACUAGGAUAUUAAAUCCAUCUAACCAGCUCUACCAGAACCUGGCUCAGGCCUCUGGAGGGCAAGCAAUUGAGGUCACUAAAGCCACCCUGGGCCAAGCUACUGACAUUAUAGCAGCUACCUCCAUAUCUACGCUGGUUACUCUUUUUCAGGCCAUAAGAAACCCAGCCAAAGCGGAAAACUUCUCAGUAUUUGUGGAUUCUUCUGUGCAAAACCUGACAAUUUACAUUACAGGCACCUCUCCAAAAUUUCUAAUUACCAGUCCCUCAGGAGUGUCACAAAGCAGUGCUGAACUAAAUGGGCCAUUGGGCCUAAUAAAGAAAGUUGGUAACUUUUAUACUGUACAACCAAAUAUCUCAGCUCAGACUGGUCUGUGGCUCUUCAGUAUUAACUCAACACAGCUUUACACCAUCAGAGUUGUUGGUCAAAGCAAGAUUGACUUCAUUUUUGACUUUGUAGAACUUUUCCACGGUUCUCAUCCAAGCUAUGCUGUAUUAAACAGCAGGCCUGCAGCAAACAAUAACCUUACCCUGUUGGUCUCCAUGAUUGGCGGGGACAGCGUAACACCCACAGCAGUGUCUUUGGUUGAAGCCUCAAGUUCAAACUCAUUUAAUGGGACACUAGAAAAAGUUAAUAGUGGUCAAUACUUGGUGACCUUCAACAGCACCCCAGGAGGAGAGUUUACUGUUCGUGUAACUGGACAAAUCGGUACCUCUAAAACUUUGGAUAACACCUUUCAGAGACAAAUACCAACUCAGUUUCAAACAUCACCUGUAACCAUUACUACUCAACCUGUUGGAACAGUGGAACCAGGAAAACAAUUCACUCUGCCUUUCACAGUGGCAACCACAGGCUCUGGAGGAAGCUUUAAUAUCAGUGUCAGCAAUGAUCGCAGUUUUAACACUCUCUUUAACACGUCCCUAACUCUCGAGAGUGGAGGCAGUGCGAAUGGUACAGUAGCUCUGACUGUUCCUGCAAAUGCUUCCUCUGGAACUGAUGUAACUGUGACAAUUCAAGCUGAAGCUCCUGGUGGAAGCAACUUCAAUUAUGCAGUGCUGCGUCUUGCUGUCAUCGCUCCGGUAACAGAUUUAUCUUCUCCAGUGUGUGAGGCAGUAAGUGUAAAUGCUAACUGUUCAGCCAAUUGCAGUCUUUCCUCAUGGUCUCUCACCACUAAUGUGACAGAUGGAAAUGGAUCAGGCGUACAAAAUAUAAGAAUCCUCCAGGGAAACGGCAACCUCACCACCACCACUGUGCUCAGUGACAAAGGCGUGAAUGUCACUAUGGUUGUCUACAACUCCUCUUGCUGUUCCCCAGACCUGGAACUGGUUGCUGUGGAUAAAGUGGGAAAUGUUGCCACCUGCUACAAAACUGUAAGAGCUACAGCACCGAUCACUAGCACUGUACCCCCUGUAAUGGCAAACAGCACCUCAACUAUUAAUACAACUACAACAGCCACGUCUCGUCCCACCACGAGCAAAGCCAGCAUUAUAAACGUAGAAUGUUGCUCGUUUUUGCCACUCUUCCUUUGUUUUAACGUAUGUGUCUCGCUUUACCAAUUAAUGCAGCACUAAUUGCAGAUCAAAAGAAAUCAUCUAAAUUUUACUUUAGUUUGAUAUAUGUAGACCCACAAAAUGCCUAUUAAGUAGUGCUUUUAUCUUUUAGUGUGUCUUGUUAGUCUUACUUAAUCCCAAAAUGUAACUGCUUUCACUUUAAUGACCCAGCAUUAAAUACUAGUACUAGAGGCACAAAAUGAU
This is a messenger RNA of Clarias gariepinus (North African catfish), 3159 nucleotides long. RefSeq names its product von Willebrand factor A domain-containing protein 7-like. The record is from RefSeq and is a predicted model, not a curated record. The transcript has 16 exons. Lineage: Eukaryota; Metazoa; Chordata; Actinopteri; Siluriformes; Clariidae. Bases 64 to 2976 code for a protein of 970 amino acids.